AUGUCAAAUAAAAAAAACUUUCCGAAUAAUCUAUACGCAGAAUUAUUGAUUAGUAAUACUACUAACAAUGACAAAGAUCAAGUUGGUAAUGUUUCUAAACAAGCAGAUAUCUCAUUACAUGAUUCACAGGAUUUUCUUAAUAGAAUUAUCGACGAAUUAUGUGAUCUAUAUAAUAAAGAAGUUAUGAAAGGGAAUCCUAUAAGCUCGAUUAUUUACUCAAUAGAUCAGCAUUUUACAAAUGAUCGGCAAAACCCAGAAGAAAUAAUCAAAUUAU
Molecule: messenger RNA, 274 nt
Organism: Cetraspora pellucida
Lineage: Eukaryota; Fungi; Glomeromycota; Glomeromycetes; Diversisporales; Gigasporaceae
Source: the annotation of a GenBank genome assembly